AUGUCUGAAAGUUUAACUAAAUUAAAAGUUAAUGUCAAAGAUUUUGGUGAUUGUCUUUAUCUUCUUGAUUCCAAUCUCAAAUGCUUAUCGAAAUUAAUUAUUAAUGUGGAACAUAUUGGACCUAAAGGAAAUUUUACGCUCGCCACAAAAAAACUUCCUAAAUUGAAAUAUUUUUCAUUGUGCUCGAUUUAUAAAACAUUUAGUUAUGAUGAUUUAAUUAUUCCAUUACUCCAUCGAAUGAUAAAUCUUGAAGAAUUGAUAUUAUUUUUGUCUGUAGUAAGAUUUAGCUCGGAUGUUAUUGAUGGUAUUCAAUUACAUGAUGAAAUUCUUGUUCAUAUGACACGAUUAAAUAAAUUUACUUUCAGUAUAAAUACAGAACUUCUCAUCAAAAAUGAUAUUAAAACUGAUAUUACAACAAAAGAAAACAUUCAACAUAGUUUCAUUGGUAAAGAAUUUGGACAAGUUCAAUCAAUUAUUCAUAAUGAUGCGAAUGAUUAUAAUAUAAUUAUUAUUGAUGAAGAUAAUAUUGGUUUAAUUGAUUUUGGAGAUAUGUGUGAAACAUUUCUUAUAAGUGAAGUUGCUAUUGCAUGUGCUUAUAUUAUGUUAGAUAAACAAGAUCCAAUUAAUUCAGCAACAUAUCUUAUUCAUGGUUAUAAUCAAAUAAUUCAAUUUGAAAACAUUGAAAUUGAUUUAAUUUAUCAUUUUAUUUGUACUCGACUUGCAAUGAGCGUAACUAUAUCUGCUUAUCAAAAACAAGUUCAAUCUGAUAAUCAUUAUCUUGUUAUUAGUGAAAAACCAGUUUGGUCUCUACUUGAAAAACUAAAUACUAUUCAUACAACAUUUAUUUAUCAGACUUUUCGUUCUGCUUGUGCUUCAUCAAAAUAG
Messenger RNA from Rotaria sordida, 885 nucleotides. Lineage: Eukaryota; Metazoa; Rotifera; Eurotatoria; Philodinida; Philodinidae. The record is from the annotation of a GenBank genome assembly.